Messenger RNA from Onthophagus taurus, 1344 nucleotides. Its product is annotated as vacuolar protein-sorting-associated protein 36-like. The record is from RefSeq and is a predicted model, not a curated record. Lineage: Eukaryota; Metazoa; Arthropoda; Insecta; Coleoptera; Scarabaeidae.
GGUACCUAUAUAACUUAGCAGUAUUUUUGUUCUAUGGCCAAAUCGUUUAGUUUCUGUGCGUCGAGAACAUGAAAGUGCUACAAAUUACGAUUUUCGUGGUGGUUUUCGCCGAAGGAAUUUUAGGUCAAUAUGAUAAUCAUAGAAAUGCUUUCAAUGCUCCAAAAUCUAUCGAAAGGGGAUUUGCUCCAGUAAAUUCUUAUUUUGAAAAGGAUUCUAGUUCAUCUUCGAGUUAUGAAAAUCCGAGUUAUGGACAUCCUAAUUCAAAUUAUCAACAACCCCCUCAAAUCCUUUUUAUGCCACAAGCUCAAGCUUUAACUGCCGAACCACCACAAUAUGGACCACCUCAAGUACCUGAAGCAAUUUCAAAUUAUUUAGCCACCGUUGCUCAAAAAUACGGUGGACCAUCAACCCAAAAUUUCCAAGAUCCAACGAAACAAGGUCCUCAGGUAUUUGUACCACCACAAAUGCAAAAACAAAGUCCUUUCCAAGCUCCAGAUCAAUACCAAUUUGUACCUCCGGACCUACAAUCUUUCCAACAACCCACUCAUCAAUACCAACAAGCUCCAGUACAAUUUAACCAACCUGAAUUUGCGAAUAUACAACCAGCUGUUCCUCAAUAUCCACAAGAUCAAUACCAAAAUCAACAAUCUCACAAUCAACAGCCUCAAUUUCAAAAUCAACAGUCUCAAUACCAAAAUCAACAGUCGCAAUAUCAAAAUUCACAAUCUUUAUAUUUAAAUCAACAACCCAGUCAAGUCCAAUAUCAGAAUCAACAACCCCAAUAUCCAAAUCAUCAACCGCAAUAUUCGCAAGAACAAUCAUCACAACCGAUUCAAGUGUCCUAUCAAAGGCCAGAAAAUUUAGGCCACCUUCCCCCCAUCACCAAAAAUCCCAAUGAUAUAGUAAACUCUGAGAUGUAUUCGGAAGGUGGUCAAUCUCAAAAUCGCGCACCACCCACAAAAUAUGUUAAAGGAUCUCAUUUCAUUGAUGUUGGAAACCUUGGGGAGUACAACGAAUUUGGAAAUGAUUUCGAAGGUGGGUACAAUCAUUUCGGGGGAUUCAAUGGAUUUGAAAGUGGAAAGUACGGAGGAUUUGAUGGCGGCAAGUUUGGAAGUUUUAGCAGCUUCGAUAAUUCUUUCGAAGAUAGUCCAAGUAGUGCUUUGACAUCUUUUAAAUUAGGAACGAAACCAAAGGGUAACUUAAAAUUAUCAGGAUCUGUGGGUUCCUCAAAAAGAACUCGGUACAACAGAGGAGGAUCCAUCGCAGGAAUUAGACGCCCAACACGAUUUGUCUUAAGUAGUUAAGAUAUUUCAAAGGAAUUUUUCCUGUGAUACAAAAAAAUUC